Messenger RNA from Pristis pectinata (smalltooth sawfish), 8311 nucleotides. Its product is annotated as KN motif and ankyrin repeat domain-containing protein 4-like. The record is from RefSeq and is a predicted model, not a curated record. The coding region runs from base 282 to 3719 and encodes 1145 amino acids. The transcript is spliced from 11 exons. Gene Ontology annotation, cellular component: cytoskeleton; cytoplasm. Gene Ontology annotation, molecular function: protein binding. Gene Ontology annotation, biological process: negative regulation of actin filament polymerization. NCBI's taxonomy places the organism in Eukaryota, Metazoa, Chordata, Chondrichthyes, Rhinopristiformes, Pristidae.
CAGAGAGUGUUCUGGGGGCAGCCCGCAAAUAUUGCCACGCUUCUGGCGCCAACAUAGCAUGCCCACAACUUCCUAACCCAUGUGUCUUUUGAAAUAUGGGAGGAAACCGGAGCACCCGGAAGAAACCCACGCAGGCACGGGGAGAAUGUACAAACUCCUUACAGACAGCAGCGGGAAUUGAACCCGGGUCACUGGCGCUGUAAUAGCAUUAAGCUAACUGCUACACUACCCUCAGUCAGUUUCAUUCAUUUAUUCAUCAAGCUGUAUUUUGCUAAGACAGAAUGUCAGAAAUUCUUCAAUCCCCAGAUCAUCCAGCCAACAUCAAGUUGUCUGAGAUGUGCACCAGUGCAGACAAUAAGAAACAAUCCCCAUAUUCAGUGGAAACCCCUUAUGGAUUUCGUCUGGACCUGGACUUUCUGAAAUAUGUUGAUGACAUAGAGAAAGGAAAUACCAUCAGGAAGGUUUACAUACACAAGAAAGCCAAGCAACCAAAAUAUAGCACAUUGCCAAGAAAUUUCAGUGUCACUGAUACUCAUUUCUCCUCAUCUGAUUCUUAUUCCUGUGGGAGGUAUGGGGACAAAUGGAAGAUCACGUCUUCCCAGGCACCUACGAAUAGACGUAAAGGGGCCAAUAUGCAGGAACUAUAUAAAAGUUCUCCAUGUAACAAUGAUCCAGCAUUAUCACAACCCGAAGUGUAUGAUUGCAGAUCAGGAAAGACUUUAUCUGAUGCCAGGGAAAGUUUGGGGGAGAAUGGGCUAUCUCCCCAAAGCUGGCUAAAACCUCCUUUUCUAAGGGCAUCAAGUGUGCCAGUUGAUUUCAAGGAGUUGAGUUUUGAAGAACAACAUCAAAUCCUUUCCGUGUCCCAGCAGAAAUUAAAAUUAUCAAAAAAUUAUGGGUUCAGUACACCAGGCAAUGCAGUUAUCCAGGAGAACUGCACCACCACUGAAAUUGCACCACAGUUGAAUGUGACACCGACCGAGGUCCAUCAGCUACAGCGACAAGUAAAGAUUGCUCAAGAUAGAAGCAAAGAGAUGGAAGAGCAAGUAAAAACCAUUUCUGAACUUAAACAGCAAGUACUUGUGUUACAGGAAGAAAAUAAACAGCUCUGUCUUCAGUUGAAAAAUCAGCAGAAUGCAGUGCCAACUUCAAGUCCUCUCCUAGAGAGGAAAGAUGAUGAUAAUAGGGAUAAAACUGACUGUGUCACUGCAGGAAGUCAAAGUAGUUCUUCAGUAACAUCACUUGGAUCUGAAACAAUAGAAGGACAGACAUUAUGUCCAAGCAAGAGUACAACCUCUGAAUUCCCCAAGUCAGAUGAAAAAUUUCAAAGUGAAAAGGUGAUCAACCUUGAUAAUCAAAUUAACUUUGCUUCAAAUGUUACUGUAAGUGGAAAUGAGAAGUUUGUUUGCAGUACCCACAAGGAAAUAUUUCAGAACUCUUAUGCUAUAGAAGAUAAUGAACACAGAUUGAGGGAUGUGGGUAUUCAAGUUACCAUGGAGGAUUUAGGGUUGGUACUUGUUCCACACCCCAGCACAGAGAGGCUUUCCAUCAAAGAACCAAGAACGAUGGUCUCCAUACAGGAUAAUCAGUUUAAAGGUGGAACUCAGGAACAUAAGUUGGAAGAGGUAGAUGUGGUUCCCAAGGAUAAUACAAUUAUUCUCUCCUCAAAUAAACUGGAAGACUCAGCUGCACAUUUUGAAAGGAAAUGUACCCUAGACCAAACUGAGGUACAUGGUACAAGUACCCAGCCUGGAAAUCAAAGUAAUCUGGGUGUCACUGAACCAGAAGUUGGACUCCUAGAUCCAAAUGAAUCAAAACAAAUGUGCAAAUAUGAUAUCAAGCCAGACCUGCGACCAGUCACCCAGUCAGUAGAUUGUGGAGAUUGUAGUGCAAAUGUAACAGACACAAAUUUAAUAGAGACACGAAGUUUAGGGGUCAAUACGGAUCACAUCACCAUCAGCGAUGCAGGUGCUAUGGCGGCUGUUGAAACAAGUGAGAAAGCAACAGAUGCUACAGUCAGGGUGUGCAGCAAGGCUGUUGAGACUGAGCGUGACUCAUCUUUGCACUGCAUAUGUCACAUGACCAGUAAGUUUAGCAAGGUGAACAAAGAACACACUGCGGUGUAUGAUGACAAUAGAGAGUGUGAUUCUGAGAGUCUGAAGAACACAAAGAGCUGUUCUGCUGAGGGGAGCAAUGCUGUGAAGGACAAAAAGAAAGAAUGUCCAGUUGCUGUCGAAAGCCAAGGCAGUGUAUAUGAAAAAGAUGAUUCCCAAGAUGCUUUCCAUGCCUUCCUUCAGCCUGAAUCCCAGAUAAUUUCAACAAAGCCUGAAUUAGCCCAAAGUAUUAAAAAGGUUGAGGAUCUUUUGUGCAAACAGCAAUCUUUUUUGGAGCAAAACUAUCCUGAGUUGGCACAGAACUUCAAAAAACUUUGUUCGAGUAUAGGGUCUCUCAGUAUUCAACUGAUAAAUUCUUUUCAGCCAUCAACUUUGUCACUUCCUACACUUGACCAAUCAGAAAAGAACUUUGCUAAAAAGAAAUGUGAACCAGAAGUCAAAACUGUGCAUCGUGCAGAGCCAGUGCCAUCAUCCUCUGAACCUUUGGACCUCAGGACUGAUCUCCAGCCAGAAAUGUGCAUCAGUGAUGCAGCUGUGCUUCAGUCCACAUCUCUUAAAUCUAUUAUGAAAAAGAACAGUGGAAAUGUCAAAUCAAGUGGUGCUUCAGCCAAAAAAAAUCUUCAGUUUAUUGGGGUAAAUGGCGGUUAUGAAACCACGUCAAGUGAAGAAUCCAACUCGUCAGAAGGAGGUUCGGACAGUGACUCAGAUAAGGAUGGUGUCAACACAGAAAAUCAGAUCCAACAUACUGACGUCAAAGCAGAAUUAUCGAAGGAUACAGAGAGAACAGGAUAUGAAGAAAUCCAGCCAUCAGCAAGGGAUGCUACAGUCACCAUUAUGCAACACUGCACUAAAAGCCAUGAAUGGAAGCCAAGCUUUUUCUCGGCUUGUCAAAACCUAAAGGAUCACCUCAGCGAGUUGGGAACCACAAAUGACAAAGGCGUGAUGCAGAAUUUGAACACAGUUCAGUGGGAAUGGUUCAGGAUUUCCAGUCAGAAAUCUGCAGCUUCUGACAGAGUUCAAGCCUUUCUCCAAGAACUCCAAGAAAUGUCGCCAGAACUACUUCACUUUAUUGUGAACUUAGCAGAUGACAAUCAGAACACUGCCCUCCAUUACAGUGUCUCCCACUCCAACUUCCACAUUGUGAAACUCCUCCUGGACACAGAUAUGUGCAACGUAGACCAUCAGAACAAGGCGGGAUACACUGCCACCAUGCUAGCUUCGCUGGCUUCUGCUGAAACCGAUGAGGAGGUGGCGGUGGUUAUGCAACUUCUUCGUUUGGGCAAUGUCAAUGUUCAAGCCAGUCAGGCAGGGCAGACAGCACUAAUGCUGGCUGUCAGUCACGGAAGGAUUGACAUGGUCAAAGCUCUCCUGAACAGUGGGGCCGAUGUGAAUAUCCAAGAUACUGAUGGAUCUACAGCCCUUAUGUGUGCGAGUGAGCAUGGUCAUGUGGAGCUUGUUAAACUCCUUUUGGCUCAGCCUGGAUGUAACUCAGCACUAACCGAUAAAGAUGGCAGCACUGCUAUGAACAUUGCUCUGCAAGCUGGCCAGAAGGAUAUAGCUGAGCUGUUGAGCAUCCACAUGAAUAGUGGCAUCUCUCCCACUCUUUGAUUUACAUUCACUGCUGCUUCCCUUAAUUACUCCACAAUCAGAAACAGACAGUAAUGACACUUAUUAACAGCUGUAACACUGCUUCCUCACAACUCCAAACCACUUAUUGAAAAAAUCUUUCAGCCCUUUGAACGAAGCAAGUUAUCCUCGUAUUUAGAAUCAUACCUUAAUUUCUACUCAAAAAUCACCUAUUUAAAAGUUGUUGAUGGAUACUGUCAAAAAAAAGCAUACCUGACGUUUGCAGCAUAAGGUCUAUAAGCUUUUUUAUGCAAUAUUUCUGCUUCAAACAGAAUAGACAUUAAUUCUGAAGUGCAUGUAUGUUGCCAAUUAACGCUGUACCUUUCAGUGCCAUUAUAGUGGAGAGCCUUAAAAAGAGAAUUUGCAUAUUAGAUUAUGCAAAUCCCAUUUAAUUUCAAUUCUGAUAAAGUUAAUCAAGUACAGCUGUCACUGGAACAAAAAAUAUCAUCUGCUUUUACACUAAUAUGCUUUAAGAAUAUUAUGCUUGCAAUAUCUUCAAAUUCAUGUCCAUUACAAAACUUGAUCAGAAAACAGAAUGAGUUGGUGCGAAUUUACUGCCAUUGAGCUUAAAUGAGAUGGUUUUAAGAACAACUAUAGUGUUAUGGUAUUUUGGGUUUUAUUGGCUUUGUCUGAGAUGAAUCUUGUUAAUAUUCCAGAAGUAUUAUAAAUUAUGUCUGGUGUCCCGAUGUAGCAUUUAACACCAGCUAACAUUAAAUCUAAAUUUAUUGCCAUCAUUGUUUGUAGUAAUAAUAAUAAGGAACAAUGAAGUUGUUGUUUACCUUCUGUAGAAGGCCCUACCUUGCAAUGAAUCGAUCUUGAGUCGGCAAUCAGAUGGAACAAUCAUAAUAGUGAUUUUUAACCUUUCGUAAUUUGUUAUAUAUUACAAAUCAUGGGAGUCAAUUUGGUGAUUGAACAGCCUCAUUCAGUCAUUAAAGGAAAUUUUUUAGCUGUCAAAAUAGUGGUUUCAGUCAAAGAAGACAUUUAGCUGGUCCAUUAAUUGGAAAGGUACUCUGUCCAUAUGUAGGCCUCAAUGAGAUCUUUGCUCCUCUCUCCUUUCAUUUUCCCUUGUGCUUUUACUCUCUCUCUCUCUCUCUCUCUCUCUCUCUCUCUCUUGCUCUUCCCCUUCCUCCACUAUCUUCCUCUCUUUGUCUAUUUUUCUGCAUCUGCGAGGCAGAGAUAGUAUUGCUUUUCUCAUUUCCUUAGUCUUCCUGAAAAUCUGCCCUCAGUAAUUCAUGUAAAAUUAUUUUGUGUAUGAUAAACCGUGUAUUGAUUGGCAGAAGAAAACAAAAGUAGGAGUAGGCCGCCUGUCCCACCAUUCAAUAUUAUCAUGGCUGAUCAUGCUUCAAAUGUGAGAGACCCUUUCAGUCCACCCCUCUUGGAGAUAGAAGAGCAGAUUCGGCAAGAAGUUUACAUGUCAGUCACUGGGUAGUAUUUUUAUCAAUGAAUCAGUAAAUUGUGGAUUUAAAUCCUACAUCCUUGUUUCACUUCAAUGCAUUGUUGAGGUGCCAUCUCUUUGAAGGAACAUCUAACUUGCACCUUGUCAAGCAGAGCCUGGACACCUGACUGUAGGCCAACUGGACCCUAUUGUGUGUGUCGGAUUGUGGUCAGGAAUCAAAAAAUAAUACAAGUUCUUGGGCCAGGUCUGGUUCAGAUUACCUAUGUUCAGGUGGACAUUAAUUUUAUAGCUAAACAGAUCUGUCAACCAUCUCUAAUGGGAGUUGGAGAUUAUAUAGCUCAACAAAGAAAACCAAGGCUUUACUCCCUAGUGGAAAGACCAAUAUUUGUUCUAAGUUAACAUCAUAGAAACAAAUUUUCUACUUGUUAUUUGUGUGUGGAAUCUUCCUGUGUGCAAAUUAGCUGCUAUAUUUUCUCUUGUGACAAUGAAGAUUCAAAAACUUCUUCAUUGGGACCUUCUGAGGUUAUAGAAUGCUCUGGCUUUCUUUCUGUGUUAAAACGUUUAGUUCAUAUUACCACUGAAUCAAAUAUUGGACAAUGAAGGUACACUUUAGAUCUUGGAAAUCAUGAAAUAUAAUUAAGGAAGAGUGACUGAAAAUAUUCAGUCCAAGAAAGUAUCUAAAUGCAGAUUUGCAUUAUUCGUAGCAGGUGCCCCAAAUGUAACUAGAAUAUUUUUACGCAUUUUUAAAGUGGGGUAACACCAUCCUUGUUUGAGAGCAAUUGCCUUAUUUUGAGUCUGAAUAAAAUCCGAAGAAUUUUUAGGAAAGGGCAGUAAUUGGUCUAACAAUUACGUUUCUUUUAGAUUUCAUCUGCAUGCAAUUGCCUUCUCACUAUACAAUCCCUAAAAGCCACUUAUACUGAGGAGAUCAAGCAUGUACUGGCCACAAAUUUGUAUCCAUUAAUAUGCAGAGAUUCAUGUAUGACAUGUCCAUAGUUUCUGAAUAUGCAGGGCCAGCUGGCCACACUUCUGCUGGAACUUCAUAUACAUAAAAUCAGCUCAUAUAAUUAUAGAAACACAUCAAGUUUCCUUCUGAGCCUAUUUAUGCAGCACACUUUAAUGGCCUUCCUUUGUAGACCACAGUUGCUUUGUCCAAAAAAAAGCCUGAUUAUGUCUCAGUUUGAAUUUGUGUUCCUUCAUUACAGUAAAUAUUUUUUAAUCCUUCUUUAUAAUCUUUGUCUUCAAUUUGAUUUUUCCUAUUCCAGAUGAAGAGUGAAGAUUGAAAAAGGUGACUUAUUAAAAUAAUGGCUUCUGCUUCAAUAUAAAUGUCAGUGAAUCCUAAAGUCAAAUCAAAGAAAUGUUCCUUGAAAUGCAAUGCUAAUAGUUAGCACAAUGGCAAUUUCAAUAGAUAUUUGGAAACAUUUCUUCAUUUGUUGCAAACAUAGAAUGGAUUUGAUGUAAAGUGUACUGAUGCACAUCACAUCACUCGCAUAACUAGCACACAGCUAUACAUCUGCAUCUCCCACAAGCACUUUGUUAUUGAAGUAUCUUCACUUUAAUGGGAGAUGACUAAAGCAUUUGACUGGCAGGUAAUAUUUGUAUUGUAAUUAAGAAUGAUUGAUUUAUUUUUAAAUCUGUUCAUAAAACAAGUCAUUAUGAUUCAAAGUAAUUGCUUGCAUAUUAAAAAAUUUUUUACAUGUUACUAAAAUAAUAUGCUUAUCAUUGAAAAUCUUUGGAAAUGUUUUCAUGUGACUGAACUGUUCCUUUUCAUUCAAAUUGUCUGAGGUGACAACAAAAGAAUAACAGUACAAAAUAAAUCUUACUUUAGAAUCAGGUUUAUUAUCAGUGACAUGUGUCGUGAAAUUUGUUGUUUUGUGGCAGCAGUGCAGUGCAAACCAUAAAAAUUACUAUAAGUUACAAAAAUAAAUAGUGCAAAAGAGGAAUAACAAGGCAAUGUUCAUGGGUUCAUGGACUGUUCAGAAUCUGAUGGCAGAAGGGAAGAAACUGUUCCUGAAACAUUGAGUGUGGGUCUUCAGGCUCCUGCACCUCCUCCCCGAUGGUAGUAACAUGAAGAGGGCAUGUCCCAGAUGGUGAGGGUCCUUAAUGAUAGAUGCUGCCUCCUUGAGGCACUGCCUUGAUGACGGAGAGGGUUGUGCUCGUGAUGGACUGACUGAAUCUACAACCCUCUGCAGCCUCUUUCGAUCCUGCGCAUUGGAGCCUCCAUACCAGACAGUGAUGCAACCAGUCAGAAUGCUCUCCACUAUACAUCUGUAGAAUUUUGCAGGAGUCUUUGGUGACAUACCAAAUAUCCUCAAACUCCUUAUGAAAUAUGAGGCCUUCUAAGGCGUAUACCAUUUCUGUGAGGUAGCAAAUCAUUUCUGGUCCUCUUCAAGAACGGUUCUGGCCAAUUAUAAGAAUAUUUGGUCUCUACUUGUUAAUCCCACUCCAAGGAUGUAUGCAAAUCUGGGAAUGCAGGCUGAAAAUGUUACCUGCACCUCUGUAGGAUGAUCACAUGCCUAUUAGCAGAAACAGAUUUUGUUUGUUAAAUCAUAGAUUUUGGAACAAGGCCAUUAGUUGUGGGAUCUUUUAAAGAGCAACCAAUUGGAAAAUCUUUCAAACUGUCCAAUUAGUCCCACACAGCUAUGUUUUUCCAUAGCUUUGCAAAUUUGUUGAGUAAAAUUCUCUUCUGAAAGUUGCCACUGAGUAUCUGAACUUUCAGACAGUAAAUCCCAGGUCACAGUAUGCAGUCUAAAAAUAUUCUCCAUGUUUUUUCCCCAUGCUUGGAUUGCUGAAUGUUUAACUAUUGCAUUAAAAUAUCUAAUUUAAUCAGAAUUUCCAAACCACACCAGGCUCUUCAGAUGGUUGUAUAGGUUUGCCUUUCUAAAGCUCCAAAAAUUUAAAUGAUUGUCAUUGUUGAUAUAUCUGUCAAAAAGGGCACUAAUUGAAGAUUUAUUUGUUUAGUAAAUGAAACCAUUGACACGUGUUCAUAAAGCACUGAUGCCUUUUUAAAGAAGCCUUGUAUCACCUUAAAUUAAGUGAUAUAAGAGAUGUGUUUUAAUUUUAAUACAAGUAGAAAUGUAUUCUAAUUUCAUUUAUAAAUAUUAAUUUGAAGAGGUAGGCUGUAUUGUCAUUGCAUGGAACAAUGGUUUAUGUUAUUCAGUCAUCAUAUCCAUGUAGUGAA